CAAUGCAACAAUCCGACAAAAAUAUGCCGGUCCUACCCAACCAAUCCGGAUUUUAAAACCCUGUCGCAUCCAUCACAAACAAAUGGGGCACUUUUGAUAUUAAUGGAACUCAGAGCUCUCUCAGUAAAAACGGCCUAAAGCUCUUUGAUUUCGGCCUCAGAUCCUUGCUGGCAUUCUUAUAGUGUGUUGAUCUCGCAGUGAGCUGCAUUUUGGUAUCAGUUUCAAGGGUUUUCAUGCUCUUUAAGGCUUUGAUUUUAUCGAUAAGUGCUUAUUGGUUCGGUAAGGGGUUUUCUUUCUCCAUUAGCACCUUUUUUCAGGUUCCUUUCGAAUUCCUUCCAUGAACUUUACUGAUCAAUGUCUUGGAUCGGGCUGUAAUCGUGUUCAUAAACGAUUUCACUUCUGGUUGUUGACUCUUUCAUAGCAGUGAGAUUUAACGGUUUUGCGUGGUUUUAGCCCUUACACUAUAUUUGUUGGGUUUUGAAGGUUUAGGUGUUUGUAUACAGUUAAUUUGUCUGAUUUUGGGGAGAUUUGGUUGUGAUUUAUGAAUUGCAUAACGAUUGAAAACCAUUUCAGAUCAUUUUGAGGUGUUUGGUAUUUGAGAUGUGGAGUUUCCUCGCCAGUGGAGAGAUCUAGUUUUUGGUUUCAGAAGUCGCAUAAGGAUCUUCAACUAAUGCUUACUUCGUAUUCAGCUAUACUUGGUUAUGUUUUGGUGGUUGUUGAAUACUAUUAUGUUUCUUCAUUGAUGACGUUGAGAUUAUGUUAAGACUAAGAACACUUGGGUGAAAAUUUUCUUGCUUGUUAACUUGCAGUUCUUGUGAUCUAAUGCAAUAGCGACUGGAAUCGAAUUGCAACAUUUGCCAUGCUCGUCAUAUCUCUUGAUUGAAGGAUUUCCUGUGUGGUCUGGAGUGGAAUCAAAAGUGUGCUUGAGCUUGUCUUUCAAUCCAGAGACAAAAGCACAUGGAAAUUCAGCCAGUCCUCUAAGAUUUGCCUGUUAUUCAGCAGAAGAGGGAAGUUUUGAUGCUGUAGUGAUAAUCAAAGAUCUAUUUUGUAUACACAAAGAGGUUACAGGAUAAAUUUGGAGAGAGAGACUUUUGAAUAAGUCUAUUAGAUCAUUUUGAGGUGUUUGGUAUUUGAGAUUAUCUCCCCUUCAAAAUCCCUCACACCUUGCCCCUUCCUCUCUGUAAGGCUCCCCUUCAAAAACCCUCACACUUUACCCCUUCCUCUCUGUAAGACCACCAGACAUGGCGCUCCACCUCUUGUCAACAAAACCGCUUCUCCUCCACUUGAACAAACCGCUAUCCCCACAAAACCACUAUCCAAAACCGCUUUUCAGUCCAAAAAUAAUGAAAUACCCAAGAAACCCCUUAUCAUUCUCGUCUCAACCUACCUUCUCUCAUGGCUGCAAAACCCUAAAAUCCAAUCAUCUCACCCCAAAUUACCCCUCCAAAAUCCCCAUUUUGCCCCCCAUCCUUUGUCUAUUUACCGGCCUGGUUGAAGAGAUCGGCCACAUAAAACAAACAGGCUUCAAAAUCGAAGACACAUUUGUGAUGAAAAUAACGGCUAGGACCGUUCUCACCGGCAUUACAUUAGGAGACAGCAUCGCUGUUAAUGGGGCCUGCCUAACGGUAACAGACUUCGACGCGGAGGGCUUCACCGUAGGAUUGGCCCCGGAAACUCGCCGGAAAACCAACCUCGGCGACCUCUUGCUGGGUUCUCCAGUGAAUCUGGAGAGGGCACUGCAACCGACGGCCAGAAUGGGCGGGCACAUUGUCCAAGGACACGUGGAUGGCACAGGAUCAAUCGUGAUGAAGCGAGAGGAGGGUGACUCGCUCUGGGUGAAGAUUAGGGUUUCUGAUGAGUUGAUGAGGUACAUUGUGCCCAAGGGGUUUAUCGCCGUUGAUGGGACGAGUUUAACGGUGGUAGAUGUGAUUGAUGAGGAGGGGUGUUUUACCUUUAUGUUGGUUGCUUAUACUCAAGAGAAGGUGAUUAUUGCUACGAAGGAGGUUGGGGAUAGGGUUAAUUUGGAGGUGGAUAUUUUGGGUAAGUAUGUGGAGAGAUUGUUGAGACUAGGGCCUAACCCUAACCCUAACCCUAAGCUUAGUGAUUCUUCUUAACUUAAUUUAAUAAGGGAGUACGUGUCCAAAUAAUAGAGAUAUUGGGGGCUUGUAAGAUGCUGACAAGCCUCGACAAAUAUACCAUUAGAAUACAAGCGAGUCUGGAAUACCUGUGAAAGUUUUUUCAAAGUCGCACUUUCUAGAGAAACUUCUAAGGUGCAUUGGAUUCCUUUUCAUUUUCUGCAGCUUUGGCCUUGCCUCUAGAGUUGAUUUCUCUGAAAAAAAUUUGAGAAACAAGGGAGAAUGUAAAACUCAGAUAAUGGUGGUUAAAAUCUAUGAAACAUGAUUUCUGCAGAGUUUUCCAUAUUUGAAGUUUUUCUUACUCUUUUAGAUUGAGAUAGAGCUGGGUGUAUAUAGAAAAUGAUCCUUUAUUGUAGAUCUAUUGUUGGUGGCUUGCAUUUGGUGGGGAUUAGUUGGAAGUGCUGACCAAUGAAUGAAGUGGUUGAGAGUUCCUUACUGUAGACAAUUUUCAGGCUCACUAAAACCGAAAAGUAAAUGGACUUCAGCCAUGGGAUGAGGAUACAUUUCAAGUGACAACAUAAACAUAAGUGGAUAAAUGUCAAACUACAAAAACAGAGUCAAUUGUGCUAAAUGUUUGGGCUUCAAGUUGAGAAAUAUUUUGAAAUCAAUUCAAAUGCAAGCAUUAGCAGAAAUAUUGCUCUAAGCUGUUUAAACUUGUGUGCUGAUCUAACACUCAGUAUUUAAAGUUCAUCACAUUUUGCUCUCUUAAACUUACACGGUUACACCUACAAGUAGAAUUUGAAUGCUAUUGAAGUUUUGUUCGAGGCAUCAUUAAACCUUAGUAUUUUCCCACUUCUUUCAAUACAACCUUAUGUUGAGUUAUCAAGUCAACAAAAACCAUACAUGAAUGGAGGUGUCCUAGUGACUUGAUCCUCCACACAAGUCUUACACUGAAAGCCAAUGAUAAAGGGUAGAUGAGCCCUAACUCUUUCAAUUUGGCCCUUGUUUUCAGAAAUAUCUGAAUUAGUUUUCAUGUGCACACACAAUGUUUGGUAAUCAGGAUAAUGCAUGGAUUUGUUGAUUCAUUGGGGUUUGUGUUAGCUUUUGGAUCCGGGUUCAGCGAUGGUGAUGAAGCUUCUAAUUGCAUUUAUUGGAAAGUUGUUCUUGUUCAAUCCUUUUACAUGGUUUGUGAAGUAGGCUUGGAUGUGUGAAAUUCAUGUUCAUGCCUCAGUAUAAGUUGCUUUUUGGGAAAUUUAUCAAAAUAUACUUGAGAUAUGAAAUAUUUAACAAUUUUCCGUAUUGUUUGAUUUUAUUUCAAAAUACCUAUGAAAAUAUCUAGGAUCAUGAAUUCGAAUAGUUGCAAAUGUGCAAAAUGAUAAAUAAUGCAUCUGUCAUUGGCAUUUUGAAAAUUUUCCCUUUUUUUUUAUAUGAUGAUGGUGUCAUCUGCAACACAUGAGAUGCCAUGCUGAUGUCUUUACCUACAAAAGAUAUCAUGCUGAUAUAACCUCUCUUGUAGGUGGGUUGGCUGUCACUACAUGCCCAUGUAUGAUGUUCCAAUUAUGUGGUCAGGUGGAAAAUGAUCAAUAUGCUUAGUAAUAAUCGUUAAGUGAUUUGCGUGUUAUCAUUUAUGGUCAAAUGGUGAAAUCUAUUUCUUCUUCUCUCUCUCUCUCUCUCUCUCUCUCUCUCUCUCUCUAUAUAUAUAUAUAUAUAUAUAUAUAUAUAUCUAACGUAACAACUACUAAGCACUGAGGGGUGUUUCAUCCAAGUAUGGGAUUUUAGAGUACCCUGUUGUGCAAAGUGUAUCAUGCAUUUUGAGGUUGAUAUCUGAUAAAAAAUGGUAAGCUUAUUUCAUUUAUGACGGGUUGCUUAACAUCUCUCUCUCUCUCUCUCGGAUGAAUCAGUCGGGAUCAUGGGCCCCUAAAACAUGCAUCUCUUCUUUGUUGGGAUGCUUGCAAUGGGAUUAUUGCUUGUCAAGUUUCCAACAGAAAUGAAGCCCAAUGAUUAGGAAUGAUACCCAAAAUGGUUGUAAUGAACUGCAUAAUGGGUAUGUCAUGGAUGCCCCUUGAGAUAAAACUCAAAUUAUCCAUUUCCAUCCAUUAUUCAACCAUUAUUGGGGUGUGUUUGAUAACUGGAAGUCGUGGCUUCCAGUUAUUGUUGCACUUCCCAUUUGUUAAAGGGAAUUGUAAUGAUGUUUUGGAAGCUGCUGCUUCCCACAACUUUCAAAAUGGCGUUGGAUUGCACGUAAAUGGGGAAGCUGCGUCUUCCAUGCUAACCCAUGGAAGCAGUGCUUUCGGAACACGCCCUUAGGGGUAGGUAAAUCAUAUCUUCGUAACACGCCCUUACGGGCAAGUAAAUCAUAUAUAUUGUGUAUAUUUCAGCAAAAUGAUUUAUAUAUUGUGUAUAUUUCAGCAAAAAAAAGGCGACUUGCUACAGUAAAUCGGCAAGUUGCAGUUAUAUAUUGUUUAUAUUUCAGCGAAAAAACGGCGAAUUGCUACAGUAAAUCGGCAAGUUGCUGCAGUAAAAUGGCAGAAUUGGCGAGCAGCUACAGUGAAACGGCGCCCCGUGUCCAUGGGCACAAGGUCUCAUGCUUCUUCACACACUUCACACGUGUUCUCUAGUGGUAUCAAGGAAAGUUUUACCAUCAAUCUCCUUUCAAUUUUUCGAUGUGGGAUUUGAAUGGUACUUGGCUUCAAAAGGUAAUACAAUAUAAUAGUUUAUUCAUGUGGAUAAUGCCACAAGUGGGGCAGUGGUGUAGUUUAGAGUGAGAAAAAAACCAUUUUGACUUUGUAGGGAGUGGUUUGUCUGCAUUGUGGUUGGACCAGUUAAAUCUGGCCCCGCACAGAGGAAGGUUAUCAGUUCAUUGCCCAUGAUAUAUUUUAUCAAUAACUUCCUUGCUGGCAUUCUUCUUCCUAGCAUAUUUCUUUCAUGAUUCCACCGAAAUACAUUGAAAUCUCCUCUAUGCAUCAUUGAGUAUUACAGCCUGUGUCUUUCAUGCACUCUGUAGCCUAGUUGCUUUGGUGUUUAGAAUAGAUGUUUUCGUCGUUCCAUCAUGAGAUAUCCAGUUGGAUCUUUUCUCAUUCACUGAUAUUCUAUUGAGUUCCUAUUUAGUAGAUUCAAUGUAAAUUUUUUCUCUUAAUGAGACUUCAUGCACAUAUUGUGUAAUUAAAUAGGUAGUUGUGAAUCAUCCAAAAAAGAUGAAACAGGUAAUUGUCUUUGGCACGUUAAUCGGGCUAGUAUUGCUAGUCUACUGCUGUUAGUAAUUUGUUUCCUCUCAAUGAGUUUCACUUGAUUUAGUGUUAUCUUUAAGCUGGUAGUUUGCAUAUGCCUCCAAGUGCUUGUUCCUCCCCUCCUUUUUGAGUAGAAAUGUACAGUCUAACUGCAUUACCACAGUGGUUUCCGUGGAGAAAUCUUCAUUUCUAAAAACUUGACCUGACUUUGUCUUGCAGAGAAGUUUAUGCACCAUUCUGAAAAAUUUGAUGCGAAGCUGUUCCUGUCUCGUAUCCAUCAAAACAUAGGUGCAGCAGAUCUAGAACCUGGUGCACUUGCUUUAAAAACUGACCUCAGAGGUCGGACACAACAAAAAAAGCAAUUGGUGAAGGAAAACUUUGAGUGCUUUGUCUCUUGCAAAACAACCAUAGACGGUAGAGAAAAUUUUGAAAGGAUAUACUUAGUGAGAGAUUGGGCUAGAGAAGGCGUCAAGUAGAGCGAAAGAGGGAUUGGAGAAAAAUAAUAGUAUUUGCAUUGCAUUAUAGAGGAGUAGGAGAUGGGAGAAAGAGAGCAAGCAACAUAGAUUAGGAGUGAGCGGCAUCGUUUACACACUCACUGAUGUCGAAGAGCUUGGGGCAUGGAUGGAAGGGUGUCUUGAUACCCACCCACUCUUUGAGCCUCUUUCUGAGGAAGAAGUGCAUGCCGACCCUUUUGCAGCGAUCUUGGAUUUGGCUACUGAGGAGGGUACCACCGCCGACUGAAUGCAGUAGCAACUAGUUGAUGGGGAUAAGUUUUUCCUUUCUGGCUUUUACUAUGUUGAAGAACGUAAGAGAAGUUAAGGAUACUGUUCCUUUCGCUCUAGGGUUUCCUUCAUGAGUGGAUAUGAGGUGAAGAAAUCCCACCAUUUCUAUCUUUUUGUAUUAUUUAUUCUUCAAUGUGAAAUCCUUCAUAUGAAUGGAGCACUUAUUUCUCUUUU
Molecule: messenger RNA, 6258 nt
Organism: Amborella trichopoda
Lineage: Eukaryota; Viridiplantae; Streptophyta; Magnoliopsida; Amborellales; Amborellaceae
Source: RefSeq, a predicted model, not a curated record